Halichondria panicea is the source of this 736-nucleotide messenger RNA. RefSeq lists its product as uncharacterized. Gene Ontology annotation, biological process: spindle assembly; centrosome cycle; microtubule nucleation. Bases 1 to 648 code for a protein of 215 amino acids. The transcript has 6 exons. Lineage: Eukaryota; Metazoa; Porifera; Demospongiae; Suberitida; Halichondriidae. Gene Ontology annotation, cellular component: HAUS complex; centrosome; mitotic spindle microtubule. The record is from RefSeq and is a predicted model, not a curated record.
AUGAGGACAAAUGCAAUGGCGACAAACCUGAGCUCAUCAUUCAAUCCAUGGUCUGCAGAUGGCUCUGUGGCUGGGAUGCAGCUAGGAGACCCUGAGAGUGGACUGGUUAUAGCUAGGAGACAUGGUCUGGUCUCAAAUAAUGAGGAUACUGAGAUAGGCAGUAGUGCUAGAAACAGUAGCUCAAUAAAAAUGAUGGACACUUUACAGGAUAUUUCAGCUAUUUCCUCUGAAAUACAUAAGAUUGAAAUUGAACUCAACAAGCGAUUUACGGACAAGGAAAUGGCUGACUUAGUGCAUUUGGGUGUGCUGAAGACGCGGCUAUCUAAGAUGAGUUUGCUGCUAGAGCAUUUCACUUCUGUGGUCACCAACAAGGAAGCCAUAGUGAGCAGACUACAAAGCCAAGCUGCCGACAACUCACUUGUCAUUGAAACAUCUUAUCAAAGACAUACAGCAGAAGUUUUGACAUCAUUGGGAGUAUUUGUGAGCCACUUUUCUGGAAAUUGUGACAAAGCAAAGUGGGCCUGUUUACUUGACAUGGAAACAACUUCACUGAGCAAAAAGGUAUCAGAGACAGCUCAAAGUAUUGUUGAAUGCACAUCAGACUUGCAAACUUCUCAACAAUUACACGAAACCCUAGAAGGAAACUGAAAUGUUAUGAACCACUUCAUGAUUAUUUAUUUUACUGUACCGUAUUCUUCAAGUCCUUUUAAUUGUUGCAAUAAGUGGUUCAUACUCA